CAAGUGGACUGGAGGGGCAAAUUAGAAAAUAUCCACAUCCACCAAUCUAUUUCCAGAAGAAGAUAAAAUGGAAAAUGAGAGAUAUCUUCAAAGAGGGGUUUUUGGUGAUGAUAAACCCUAGCUAAACCUCCCAGGUCAGUCAUUCCAUUUCCACGAAUUUAGUUUUCCUCGUGAACACAUCACACAUAGAUGCGAUAAGGGCUUAUUUCUGAUGUUAUUUCUUGCGUUCUAUUGAUAUAUUUCCCUGCUCGAUAAUUUCAAAUUGAUUAUGGAGCCUAAAUUCUUGAUUUCCUCGCACAAAUUGCCGCCAUCAGCCUGUGCUGUCCCAUUUUUUCUGUCAUGUACUUCACCCCCGCUUCAGAAAUGUAAACCGUAUACGAAUUUCUUUUUAUCAACUACUGGAAAUUUGAGCAAGACUCCAUUUUUGGGCCAGAAUUUAAUUUUGAGGGGAAAUAAUGAAUCUCACACAAACUCGAGGAAAUAUUUUCCGGUUAUCAGAGCUGGUCUCCCGAAGAGGAGGAAGGAGCUUCCUUUUGAUAAUGUGAUUCAGAGGGAUAAGAAGCUGAAAUUGGUGUUGAAAAUUAGGAAGAUUUUGAUGAGUCAGCCAGAUAGGAUUAUGGCGCUUCGUGAAUUGGGUAGAUUUAGAAGAGCUUUAGGGCUGCAGAAAAAGAGGCGGUUCAUCGCGUUGUUGAAGAAAUUUCCGGCUGUGUUUGAGAUCGUGGAAGAAGGUGUUUAUUCACUUCGGUUCAAGUUGACUCCUGAGGCUGAGAAACUUUACCUCGAGGAGAUGAAGAUUAGGAAUGAGAUGGAGGAUUUUUUGAUUAUUAAGUUAAGGAAAUUGUUGAUGAUGUCAAUUGAUAAGCGGAUUCUGUUGGAGAAGAUUGCUCAUUUGAAGAGUGAUUUGGGGCUUCCAUUGGAGUUUAGGGAUACUAUAUGUCAACGGUACCCACAGUAUUUCAGGGUUGUUGCAACGGGACGGGGGCCUGCGCUGGAGUUGACUCAUUGGGAUCCUGAGCUUGCAGUGUCUGCAGCAGAGAUUGCAGAAGAGGAUAAUAGGCUGAGAGAGGUAGAAGAGAGAGAUUUGAUUAUUGAUAGGACGCCUAGGUUCAAUAGAGUCAAGCUGCCAAAAGGGCUUCAUCUUUCGAAAGGUGAGAUGAGGAGGAUUUCUCUGUUUAGAGAUAUGCCUUACAUUUCGCCUUAUUCUGAUUUUUCGGAUUUGAGGUCUGGUAGCCCAGAAAAGGAAAAACAUGCUUGUGCUGUUGUUCAUGAGAUCUUGAGCCUCACUCUUGAGAAGAGAACACUUGUGGAUCAUUUAACCCAUUUUCGGGAGGAAUUUAGAUUCUCCCAACAGCUAAGAGGCAUGUUGAUAAGGCAUCCGGAUAUGUUCUACAUAUCUCUCAAGGGGGACAGAGACUCAGUUUUUCUCCGUGAAGCUUAUCGCGAUUCUGUAUUGAUAGAAAAAGACAAGAUGCUGCUUAUCAAGGAGAAGCUUCGUGCACUUGUUAAUGUUCCAAGAUUCUCCAAGAGAAAUGCUCGAAGUACCGACUCAGCUGAAGCUGGAACAGGGCAAGAAGACGUGUCAGAUGAAGAGGAUGGGGAUGACUGGUCUGACAUUGACAAUGUGGGAAGUGAUGAAGAUGGUGACGGGGAAGAUUAUGAUGAUGAAUGGAGCGAUGAUGACGAUGAUGACGUGCCUCCAGACUUCAAUGAUGGACAAGAUGAGCCAUUGCCUAGUUUAGAGAGGAGCAAACCAACUGGUAGAGUUAAUGGUGCAACGAAGAAGAGUGAUGAUAGAGUUCUUGCUCCUGUUUUCCCAGAUGGCACACCAAGAGAACGCUGGUAAAUACGAGGCUUAUUAUAUUCACAGAUCAAGAGGUCCAUCUCAAAGUGCUAUAUCGAACCAUAGCCAUGUUAAAACUUUCUGUUGAGGACUCGUUAUUUCUAAGAAGGAUCGAUAUUCAUCAGGCAGUCCAGUAUUGCUCAAGAAUACGAGGAAUUAAUACACAGUCACUGCUUGUUUUGGUCUUGUUAUAUCUUCCUUCCAGUUAGUUUAUGAGAUGUAUGAUGUAUCAUGUAGAACUUCUUAUCCAUGUGAAAAUGCAUCUUACUUUUCUUAAACAUAA
This is a messenger RNA of Salvia miltiorrhiza (redroot sage), 2123 nucleotides long. RefSeq names its product protein WHAT'S THIS FACTOR 1 homolog, chloroplastic. The coding region runs from base 269 to 1843 and encodes 524 amino acids. Gene Ontology annotation, molecular function: RNA binding. The transcript has a single exon. NCBI's taxonomy places the organism in Eukaryota, Viridiplantae, Streptophyta, Magnoliopsida, Lamiales, Lamiaceae. The record is from RefSeq and is a predicted model, not a curated record.